Messenger RNA from Vitis riparia (riverbank grape), 1138 nucleotides. Its product is annotated as NADH dehydrogenase [ubiquinone] flavoprotein 2, mitochondrial. The transcript has 10 exons. Lineage: Eukaryota; Viridiplantae; Streptophyta; Magnoliopsida; Vitales; Vitaceae. The record is from RefSeq and is a predicted model, not a curated record. Gene Ontology annotation, molecular function: NADH dehydrogenase activity. Gene Ontology annotation, biological process: mitochondrial electron transport, NADH to ubiquinone. Bases 52 to 816 code for a protein of 254 amino acids.
CGCACGCCGUUUCUCUCUCUUCCCCCAAAUCUCUUCUCGGUUCAUCCAAAAAUGCUCGCUCGUCUCGCCACCAAACGCCUCCUUGAGGUUCGCCAGAUUUUCCGUCAAAAUCAUCAGACUUCUCGAUCCUUCUCCACUGCCCUAAACUACCAUCUUGAUUCUCCGGAUAACAACCCUAGCAUUCCUUGGGAGUUCAAUGAUGCUAACAAGGGAAAAGUUAAGGAGAUACUAUCUCACUAUCCAUCCAAUUACAAGCAGUCUGCAGUAAUUCCUCUGCUAGAUCUUGCACAGCAGCAGCAUGGAGGAUGGCUCCCUGUUUCAGCAAUGGAUGCAGUGGCCAAGGUCGUAGAGGUUGCUCCCAUCCGUGUAUAUGAAGUUGCAACAUUUUAUUCGAUGUUCAACCGAGCAAAGGUGGGUAAGUACCACCUAUUGGUAUGCGGCACGACACCUUGUAUGAUACGUGGUUCGCGAGAAAUAGAAGAUGCCUUGCUAAAACACUUAGGAGUGAAGCGCAAUGAAGUGACAAAGGAUGGCUUGUUUUCUGUCGGUGAAAUGGAAUGCAUGGGAUGUUGUGUAAAUGCUCCUAUGAUCACAGUGGCAGACUAUUCAACUGGAUCUGAAGGAUAUACCUACAACUACUAUGAAGACGUCACUCCAAAACGUGUCGUUGAGAUAGUUGAGAUGUUGAGAAGGGGGGAGAAACCACCACAUGGCACACAAAACCCUCAGCGGACAAGGUGUGGCCCAGAAGGAGGGAAUACCACUUUGUUAGGCGAGCCAAAGGCGCCUCCAUGCAGGGAUCUCGAUGCAUGCUAAAUCUUGAAUCUGUCAAAUAUUGUCUCCAAUAAUGUAAAACCUUCCAUGCUGAUGGUCUUCCCCCGGUUGUAAGCUGCUCUUGACCGUCUCCGUAUUAUUUUUUUAACGCAUUACUCUACCAGUCUGAUAUCUGGUGGAUAUCUCUGUUUGGUUUAAUUACGAGUUCUUACUUUCAUUUUGUAUGGAAUGACCGGAUAAACACUCUGCUUCGUGAACCAUGGUGAAGACAGAAAUAGUUCAUCUUAUUUUAGAAUAUACCUGAGAACCAAGUUGGAUUCUUAGUGCGAGUCUUCAAUAAUAAUCCAUGGGCUAUUUGCAAAUA